Messenger RNA from Helianthus annuus (common sunflower), 2624 nucleotides. Its product is annotated as cullin-3B. Gene Ontology annotation, cellular component: cullin-RING ubiquitin ligase complex. The transcript is spliced from 3 exons. Bases 187 to 2388 code for a protein of 733 amino acids. Gene Ontology annotation, molecular function: ubiquitin protein ligase binding. The record is from RefSeq and is a predicted model, not a curated record. Gene Ontology annotation, biological process: ubiquitin-dependent protein catabolic process; protein ubiquitination. NCBI's taxonomy places the organism in Eukaryota, Viridiplantae, Streptophyta, Magnoliopsida, Asterales, Asteraceae.
UGAUGUACAAGAAAAUGAAUUAUCUUUGGUUUAUUGAUGUACAAGAAACAAAGCACAAAAUACUCCUCUAAAUGAUUACGUAAAACAAUUCAGAGGAAAAUCCGGUGAAGCAAAGAAUUCCAGACGAUCUUCAUCUUCAUCUUCAUCUUCCUGAACGGGUUUUGAAUUUGCGAUCGAUUAUUGAGGAUGAGUUCACAGAAGAAGAAGAAUUUUCAGAUUGAGGCGUUUAAGCAUCGUGUGGUGGUGGAUCCCAAGUAUGCUGAUCGGACUUGGAAGAUAUUGGAGCAUGCGAUUCACGAGAUUUAUAAUCAUAAUGCUAGUGGACUGAGUUUCGAGGAGCUUUACAGGAACGCAUACAAUAUGGUACUGCACAAAUUCGGAGAAAAGUUAUACUCUGGACUCGUAUCAACUAUGACUUUACAUUUAAAACAAAUAGCAGCAUCCGUUGAAGCAUCUCAGGGAUCCUUGUUUCUCGAAGAGUUAAACAGGAAUUGGGCAGAACAUACCAAAGCAUUACAAAUGAUACGCGACAUAUUAAUGUACAUGGAUAGAACAUUUAUUCCUAGUACACGCAAAACUCCCGUUCACGAACUCGGUCUUAACUUAUGGAGGGAUAACAUUAUUCGUGCAUCUAAUAUCCAAACAAGGCUAAAAGAGACACUCUUGGAAACUGUGCAGAAAGAAAGAAACGGUGAAGUUAUUAACCGAAGCUUAAUGAGAAACAUUGUUAAAAUGUUAAUGGAUCUUGGUCCGUCUGUCUACCAACAAGACUUUGAGAAACCGUUUCUUGAUGUCUCGGGUAACUUUUACCGAGGUGAAUCUCAGCAGUUCAUUGAAUGUUGUGAUUGCGGGAAUUAUUUGAAAAAAGCCGAGAAGCGUUUGAAUGAGGAAAUUGAACGGGUGUCGAACUAUUUGGAUGCGCAAAGUGAAGUGAAGAUAACAAAUGUUGUUGAAAAGGAGAUGAUUGAAAGUCAAAUGACCCGAUUAGUUCACAUGGAAAAUUCCGGUUUGGUUAAUAUGAUUGUUGAUGAUAAGUAUGAUGAUUUGGGUAGGAUUUACAAUUUGUUUCGUAGGGUUCCGAACGGAUUGAUGUUAAUACGGGAUGUGAUGAAUUCUCACAUUCGCGAAACAGGUAAGCAACUGGUGACCGAUCCCGAAAGGGUUAAAGAUCCUGUGGAAUUUGUACAACGUUUACUCGAUGAAAAAGCUAAACAUGAUAAAAUCGUUAAUCUUGCAUUCAACAGUGAUAAGACGUUUCAAAAUGCUUUGAAUUCCUCGUUUGAGUAUUUCAUUAAUUUGAACGUUCGGUCCCCGGAGUUCAUCUCGUUGUUUGUGGAUGACAAGCUUAGAAGGGGAUUAAAAGGUGCGAGUGAAGAAGAUGUUGAGAUUAUUCUAGAUAAGGUAAUGGUGCUUUUUCGUUAUCUACAAGAAAAAGACGUGUUCGAAAAAUAUUACAAACAACAUUUGGCGAAACGGCUUCUUUCGGGAAGAAGCGUAUCUGAAGAUGCAGAAAGAAGUUUGAUAUUGAAGCUAAAAACCGAAUGCGGCUAUCAGUUUACUUCAAAAUUGGAGGGAAUGUUCACCGAUAUGAAGACGUCUCACGACACAAUGCAAGGGUUUUAUGAAGCUAUGGGACGCGCGUUAGCGAAUGGACCGAUACUUUCCGUACAAGUUCUGACAACCGGCUCGUGGCCGACUCAAUCUAUACCCGCUUGCAACCUUCCACAUGAAAUACUUACUGUGUGUGAGAGAUUCAAAACGUACUACCUUGGGACCCACAACGGACGGAGGUUAACAUGGCAAACAAACAUGGGUUCUGCUGAUAUCAAAGCAACUUUUUCGGGAGGUAAAAAGCACGAGCUAAACGUUUCAACGUAUCAAAUGUGUGUUUUGAUGCUUUUCAACAACGUGGAUCAGUUGAGUUACAAAGAAAUCGAGCAGGCAGUCGAGAUACCAACCGUUGAACUGAAACGGUGCUUGCAAUCGUUAGCUUGUGCAAAGGGGAAGAAUGUUUUGAGGAAAGAACCAAUGAGCAAAGACGUAAGUGAAAACGACAGCUUCUUUUUUAACGAUAGUUUUUCUAGUAAACUCUACAAGGUGAAGAUUGGGACGGUGGUGGCACAGAAGGAAUCAGAACCCGAAAAGCAAGAAACAAGGCAGAGGGUAGAGGAAGACAGAAAGCCACAGAUCGAGGCGGCGAUCGUGAGAAUUAUGAAAGCAAGACGGGUGUUGGAUCAUAAUAAUAUUGUGGCGGAAGUUACAAAGCAACUGCAAUCGAGAUUCUUGGCGAACCCUAUUGUGAUAAAGAAACGAAUUGAGUCGCUUAUCGAGAGGGAGUUUUUAGAAAGGGAUAGGGAGGAUAGAAAGUUGUAUCGAUACUUGGCUUGAUGAGGAACCUAGGCAUGCAUGAUGGGGGUGAUAUGUGAUUUCGUUUUUUUUUAUCGAAUUGUUAGAAGGAAUGAUACAGUUUUAGUUUCGGUUUCGGUUUGAUGAUGCUUUGGUUGUUUUAUAUAUCAGAUUCAUAAUGUGCACAAACAAAGGGAUCAAAAAGUUUGUAGUCAUUUAUGAUCAUGUCUAUGACCCUUCAGGGUUGUGGAGGCUCUUACAAAAGAAACUUAAGUAAA